CUUUUCCUCCUCUUCACCGCAACAUAUAACAUACCCACGGUCCCUCUUUUCCUGUUAGCCACAUUCGCGCGUUCACUCAUUCACGCCCGUCUUGGUCUUGCCUGCUUGCUUCCUUGCCUGCACGCUCAGUCAUUCCUUUGCUAAUCUUACUGCAAUCCUUUAUCGCUCCAUCAGCACGCUCCGACACGCCGUUGAACGCCGUUACGACCUGUCUGCUCUAUCAAUACUCGCCUGUCGCAUCAUUACUCACAAACCUGUUGCAAAAUGCGUUACUCUUCUGCUUUGGUGUUGAGCACCAUUGUUGUUGGUCAAGCUGCCGCUGCCAACCUCCACAACCGUCACGCCAGCUUCCAUGCUCGCCGUCAAGCUGAGGCCAAGCGUUCCGCUGAUACUAGCAACGUCGAUUGGAGCAAGGUCGCCUACGACCUGAACGAUGUCGACUGGGACAAGGUCUUCGCAACUCCUUCUCCUACCCCAGCUCCCAAGCCAGCAGAGCCUGUUGCUGAGGCCAAGCAAGUCGAGGCUGCCGCAGCCCCUACCUACCCCUCGCCCUCCGCUCCCGCUGAGGAGAAGAAGCCCGUCGAGGACAAGAAGCCUGUUGAGGAUAAGAAGCCCGUCGAGGACAAGCCCGCUCCCACUCCUACCCCCACCCCGGCUCCCACCGACGAGAAGAAGGACCCACUCGGCGAUCUCCUCGACAAUGUAGGCGACUCCAUCAACGACAUUGUCGGUGAUGCCUUGAACGGACUCCAGUCUCUGAUCACCACCAUCGGCGCAAAGACCGGAAAGAACCCCAAGAGCAACCAGAACGGUAUCUGGCUCGGCAAGGACAGCAAGUGGAGGACCCAGUUCACCAACGACAACAACAAGGAUGCUGUCCUCUUCUGCUGGAGGUCCAACGACUUCAAGAACAUGUGCAUCAACGAGAUGCAGCCCGAGAUCUCCGUUGGUCUCAAGUCUGGCGAGUCCGUCGACAUUUCCUUUGAGGAGAACGCCUCCGCUGCUUGCGCACCUGUCUUUCCUGACACCAAGCUGGCCAUGUUCGGUGGUGUUGACAACACAUGGUUCGAGGUCACCUUCGGCCCAACUGGUGCUUUCGAUGUUUCUCGCAACAUCAACAUGAACGGUAGCAAAAUCUCUGCUAAGGGCUCUAAGUGCACAUCAGACAUGGACACUUGCGUCUACAAGUGCAAGAACGGCAUGACCACUUGCGAGAAGGGUACCGACUACGACCUCUUCAACUGCGACUCUGGCAACGGUGGUGGCGGUGGCUACGACCCAAUCAUGGCUGGUACCGGUGGCGGUUGCGCCAUGGGCCAGAGCGGCGAAGUCAUCAGGGUUGUCCUUUCAUAAGCCGUGUCAACCCGAACUUUGCGGCGUUGGCCAUCUCUUCAUGUUGGUUUGCAUAUUCCUCUUCGCCAUAUUCCCCCUUGUUCCUUGCUACUUGGACACCACUCGUCACACAAGCAAUCUUUUAGACACGGUUGUUUGGCGAGAUAUCCUAUUCGCAGUUUUGGGUACUGGUAGCCUGUCCAUUUACGCUUCCAGUUCAGGCUCUCAGUGGUCCAUGUCUAUUUAGUAAAUGUUUAUUGUUAGUCUUCCAAUCCUAUAAAACUUCCAAAAAAAGAAUCAACUUGCCUAUCUUUUCAUGCGUGAUGCGAUUCACAAUCAGCG
This is a messenger RNA of Bipolaris sorokiniana ND90Pr, 1674 nucleotides long. RefSeq lists its product as uncharacterized. The coding region runs from base 265 to 1353 and encodes 362 amino acids. NCBI's taxonomy places the organism in Eukaryota, Fungi, Ascomycota, Dothideomycetes, Pleosporales, Pleosporaceae. The record is from RefSeq and is a predicted model, not a curated record. The transcript has 2 exons.